Messenger RNA from Emiliania huxleyi CCMP1516, 2426 nucleotides. RefSeq names its product putative urea transporter (gene DUR4). Gene Ontology annotation, biological process: urea transmembrane transport. The record is from RefSeq and is a predicted model, not a curated record. Gene Ontology annotation, molecular function: urea transmembrane transporter activity. The transcript is spliced from 4 exons. Gene Ontology annotation, cellular component: plasma membrane. Bases 1 to 2175 code for a protein of 724 amino acids. NCBI's taxonomy places the organism in Eukaryota, Haptophyta, Isochrysidales, Noelaerhabdaceae.
AUGGCAGGCGAGGGUGUCACGGCCAUGAUCGUGGCUGCUGACGCCGGCGACAACCCGCUGGCGGACCGCCGCGAGGACCGGAAGGCGGCGGCAGAGCGGGAGAGGAAGGCCAAGGUGGCGAAGGUCGCCUCGCAGGCGACGAACGCGAUGGCGGCAGUGCGGGCGCAGCUCGAUUUGCGGGAGAAGGGGGCAGCAGACAAGGCGGCGAACAAAGCCAACGACGACGCGGGGGCGCCGGUGAGGGCGUCGUCUACGAUGCUCGAACGAGUGUUCGCUGCCCGCCUCGACGGUCCGGACAAAUACGUUGUGGCUCGACGAAAGGAGCGAAAGACGGCUGCCGGGGCUGGCACUGCUGCCGAUUUGGCGGCGGGUUUGGAGAAGAUGACGGACUCCGUCGUCAAGAUGGCGAGGAGAGACGGCGCCGACGGCAACACGGUGACUGCGGAGCACAAGGCGCUGCUGGAUGACGUGGCGGUGGAGCAGGGUCGCAAGGCGAUUGUGGCGAGGGCGGCAUCAAUACCAAACAACUCCAACACUCACACGUCAUUUGGGGCCUGGAGCCCUUAUCACGCGCGCGCGAGACGUGCAGACAGGGUUGCCAGCUAUGUCUACGCCGUGCCGGGCGACAUCGAGUGCACGUCCGCAACGGAGAAGCAGUGCAACGCGCUCGGCUCGGCGGCGCUGCUGUGGGAGCGCCUCCGCUUCCUCAACUACCUCCCGUCCAAGACCGACCAGGGUAUCCCCGUCAACUCCACGUACACCAUGCCGUUCCCAGAUGGCGCCUACGUGCCGACCGCGGACAAUCCGGGACCCGGCGCUUGGGAGUCGCUCGUGUACGUCAAGGAGGACUACCACCACGGCCCCGUCAACGGCAACCGCGGCGGCUCGUACCUCACCAUGCUCUCCGAGGGCGGCCUCAGCUUCGGCGUCGUCAACAUCGUCGGCAACUUCGGCACCGUCUUCGUCGACCAGUCCUACUGGCAGUCCGCCAUCGCCGCGCGCCCCUCGUCUGCGCACCGCGGCUACCUGCUCGGAGGCCUCGUCUGGUUCACCAUCCCCAUGUCGCUCGCCACCGCGCUCGGCCUCUCGUCGCUCGCGCUCAACGUCAAGAUGCCCGCGGCAGAGGCCGGCGCCGGCCUCGCGCCACCCGCGGCCGCCAUCGCCAUCACCUCGACCGGCUCCGCCGAGUGCAUCGCCGUCGCCUCCCUCUUCGCGUACGACAUCUACCGCAAGUACAUCAAGCCCGACUGCACCGGCGCCGAGCUCCUCAAGGUCUCGCGCCUCGUCGUCGUCGGCUACGGCAUCGUCUGCGGCCUCUUCGGCUACUUCCUCUACGGCGUGGGCGUCGGCCUCGGCUGGGUGUACUGCUUCAUGGGCAACCCCGCCGUGCCACCCCUCCGCCGGACCCGCCCUCUCGCCCCUUUGACCCGCGGUUUAUGCCCCCCCCCCCCCACAGGCACCAUGAUCGGCUCCGCCGUCAUCCCCGUCUCGUGCUGCCUCUGCACGCGCUACAUGACUGCCAACGGCGCCAUGGCGGGCGCCUGGCUCGGCCAGAUCCUCGCCCUCGUCUCGUGGAUGGCGGUCGCCGCCUCGCGCUGCACCGACGGCUCCGACCCCGACGAUUUCGUUGCGUCGGACGACUACCCGACGUGCGAGACGGGCUCGCUCGACGUGAACACCCUCGGCAACAUCAACGCGCAAACCACCGGCUCCAUCGUCGCGCUCUGCGUCUCGGGCAUCAUCGCCUUCGUCGUCGCGGCCAUCGAGUACAAGUCGGGCAAGGAAACGCCCUUCGAGUGGGAGACGAUGCGCGAGGGCAUCAAGCGCGUCGAGCAGGCGCCCCGCACACCCCUCUCUUCCGUUCGCUUCCCGCCGACGCCCGUCAAGGACGAGCUGCCCGAGUUCGAGAUGACCGCUGAGUACCUCGACCCGGCCGCAAAGUACGUCUUCAAGUAUGGCGUUGGCUACUCGGUCUUCCUCAUCUUCGUCUGGCCGCUCGCCGUCAUCGCGUGGGGCGUCUUCGACAAGGCCAACUACACGCUCUGGGCCUCGGUCGCCUACUGCUGGGGCUACAUCGGCUCGCUCGUCAUCGUCGUGCUGCCCGUCUACGAGUCGUGGGGCUCGCUCUCGAAUGUGCUGACCUGCACCAAGCCUGCGCCGGAGGCCAAGGAGUGAAGCGUCGGCCAAUAUUCGCUACGCGCCCCCCCCCGGCGCCCGCAAGCGGGGCGGCGUGCCUUGCCCCCCUGGGCGCGCUGCCUGGAGCUGUGUGGGGGGUGUGUGUUGCGUGCGGGGGUAUGGCUGGGCGCCUGUGCGACGCGCCGGAGCGCCCACUGGCCCAGCGCAAGCGGGGUCGUGUGUACAGUUGGAAGCUGCGGGACGUGAGAUGUGUUGUACACUUUGCUGGCAUAAAACUCUGUGAACACCCA